CCCCGCUUCCUGUUAUAAUAACCGUGAGAGAAAAAGUAGGUACUGACAGAAACAACUUUUCGUUAUUUUAUUAAAAAUGGUCGAGUGGGCUCCCUUGAAAAUUCCGAUCAAGAGACGGAUCCAGACUCUUGUGGUGAUGAUUCAAGUGUAUAUGUUUCUAUUUGGUCAUAUAUUUGGGACUGUUCUACUUGUGGUUCUUCUAUUUAUCCCCUACACUACUUUUGUUGCUGUUGUGUACAUUGGUUGGGCUUUCAUCUUAAACAUUCAGACCCCAAGUCGCGGAGGACGCACAAUACAAGUUGCUCGAAAGUGGAAAAUGUGGAAAUAUUUUUGUGAAUACUUUCCUAUCAGUUUGGUGAAGACUGCAGAUCUUGACCCUGAAGGAAACUAUAUAUUUGGCUAUCACCCUCAUGGAAUUAUUGGUCUUGGUGCACUUGGUAAUUUCUGCGGAGAAGCAACAGGCUUUUCAGAAAAUUUUCCAGGGAUCAAUCCACAUCUAUUGACACUUUCGAUAAACUUUAGGUUCCCUUUUAGUAGAGACUAUUGCAUGGCCUUUGGUGUUUGUUCAGUGGAUAAAGACAGUAUAGAAUACAUACUGCAAAAGAUGGGCCCAGGUCAUUCAGUCGCCAUUGUAAUAGGGGGUGCAGCGGAAUCGUUAGAAGCAAGGCCGGACAAUUUUAAGCUAACGCUGAAAGACAGAAAAGGUUUCAUUAAGCUGGCUUUACGUUCAGGAGCCUCUCUAGUACCUGUAUUUUCCUUUGGAGAAAACAACCUCUAUCAUCAAGUGAGUAACCCCCCUGGAUCUGCAUUGCGUCAAUGGCAAACUAAGAUGAAAGAUCUGAUGGGUUUUGCACCUCCACUCUUCCAUGGUCGAGGAGUAUUUCAGUACACUUAUGGAUUACUGCCUCACAGGCAACCCAUUUACACUGUCUUUGGUGCACCAAUCAAAGUAAAAAAAACUCAAAAUCCUUUACCAGAAGAGGUAGAUGCAAUUCACCAACAGUACAUAACAGCAUUAGAGGAGCUCUUUGACAAACACAAGAAAAACUAUGGCAUCUGUGAAGACAAACAUUUGGAAAUCUGCUGAGUCAAAGAUUUUAAUCAUGGUUAAUGACUAUGUUUUGUGGGCUUUUAAAUUUCAAGUUCUGUGGGUGUUGAAGAAGUGUAAACAAACAUUAAAAUACAUAAAUCAUUGUAAAUUCUUAUUAUUUAUGGACCUUCACCUUGUCUUGGUCCAUUGGAAAAAGAACUCUUCCAAUAUACAGCUAUCUUGAAUGAACAAGCCAGUGUCAAUCAUGCUUGGAUAUUCUUUUAUCUAUUUGUUUGAAUAUCAUUUUAGAACAGUCAUUUUGCUUAGGUAUUUUGAAUCCAUUGCUACAUCACUAAUGGUUUUAAAUUUUGGAAAGCAGGCUAUUUAAACGUCCUGACAUGAUGAUUUUAAUGUAAAAUGAUUUGUCAUGUACUCUGUAGAUGUAAGACAUUGAGACCCCCCUCUUUUACAGGACAAGAAAUUUCUUCAUCAACAAAGCUCGUGUAGUGAAGCGAGUCAAACUUGUUUGUAUUAUUCAGGACUUUUUUAAAAUUCUUUUAAGAUGAAUAGUUGCUGUGUUGCUGAACAUGCCUUGGAAUUCCUCACGAGCAAUGAACGUGGCUAAGUGACCGAAAUAUGUUGUAUAACUUUACAACACUGGUAUCGUGACACUUACUAUAAAACAUUUUGAUUUUAUUUUCUUACCUUACAAACAGUAGGCACUCUGUGGGAAAACCAGGAUUAUUUAAUAGUUAAUUUUAUUGCUAAUAGUUAUUGUAAAAAAAAGGAGAUGAUGUCUAUAGUUCUGAAAAUGUUAUAUUGAGUUGUCAAAAAAAGCGUCAUGCAAUCCUAAUUCACCACUUCACUUGUAUGUGUAAAUGGAGGCAGCCUUGAGACUGAUACAGAAGUGCAUUGAUCACCGAGGAAUAGAGAACAAUGAAAAUCACCCAAAAAUGUUUUAAGGGAUUUUUAUUGUGGAAUUGUCAAUGAGGGCGAAGCCCGAAUCAACCCGGCAUCACGCGCAGACAUGAAGGGCGAAUAAUCUAAUUGUUUUAGCAUAAAUCUAGUCUUCGUUCAAGUAUUAGCAACAACACCAGCUUUAGUUUUCAUUGUAUUUUGUUCCAACCACAAUCUUUGGCUACUCACCAGGAUCCUAGCACGAAAUAUAGGGCUAUCAGUGUAGCAAAUUAAAUUGCAGCCUUUGCGAUGGAACAAUUGUUUAAUUCGUCCACGAAAACUAAGAAAAGAACUUAAUUUGCCGCUAUCCAGCCAUCUUGACCUCUCCAUGCUCCCUAGCUGUACUCUCCAUAACAUAGAAACCUUUAUUGGCAUUUCUUUUUACUAUUUUGUAAAAUAUUGUGAUGGGUUUGUCCUCUCGGCAGUUUGUGGAGAGUGAUGAUCUCGUCAUUGUUUUCUCCAUUUCAAACUGGACCUCAAAGGGUCCAAGAUCCCAGUUCAUUCCCAGUUUAUUCUCAAUCUUACGCUCGACGGGGUGAGAACCUAAAAUUAUCGUGUAUGCUUUUCGCCAUCCCGGUCUGAUGGACCAACUGCGGGUAACUUAAAUCUCGUGUCCUGAUGUUCGCUUGCCAGCCUUGUCAAGGACAGAACCUGGGCUUGACGUUAAGUUUGUUUUUCUACUAUUGUUUGUCUUUUUCGCUCGUAAGUCAUCUUCUCGACUUGCAAGUAAAAUUUGCAAGCGAAUCGAAAGUAAUGAGGAAAGGAACAAAUUAGAACAGGCUAAAAAUUAAAAGUGGGUAGAAAAUAUUUUCAAAGGGUACUCAUUUUAUCUAGAUAGUUUAGCCAGUAAUCUGACGCACUUAAGAUAGUCUCUAAGUUAUGUAGAGUUUCAAUCUUUGUCUUUUUCUUCACAUAACUACAGUUUAUGGGGUCUUAAAUCUUGGAGGUUGUUUCAUGGUUCCAUGGGCGACUGUACCCCUGAU
Stylophora pistillata is the source of this 2970-nucleotide messenger RNA. RefSeq names its product 2-acylglycerol O-acyltransferase 2. The record is from RefSeq and is a predicted model, not a curated record. Gene Ontology annotation, cellular component: endoplasmic reticulum membrane. Gene Ontology annotation, biological process: triglyceride biosynthetic process. Gene Ontology annotation, molecular function: diacylglycerol O-acyltransferase activity. NCBI's taxonomy places the organism in Eukaryota, Metazoa, Cnidaria, Anthozoa, Scleractinia, Pocilloporidae.